AUGAACUCUUUCAAAGUUAGCUUUAAUAAAUCUUUUCAUAAUAAGAGAAAUGCAAAUUCUCUUUCAUCAAGUAAAUUCAAUAUUAACACUUUAAAUAGGGUUCCUUCAACUUCACAAACAACCAGCACUUUAACUGAAUUUAAUGGUAUGCACUCCUCAGGAAUUAAAACUACUAACGAAAUUUCAAGCAAUGAAGAAAUUCUUUUGGAACCAUAUAAUUAUUUAUUAUCUCAUCCUGGUAAAGAGAUCAGAACUAAAAUGAUAGAAGCUUUUGACUAUUGGUUUAAAGUUCCAAAAGAUCGACUAAAUGUCAUAACUAAAGUAAUUGAAAUGUUACAUAACGCUUCUUUGUUGAUUGAUGACGUUGAAGAUAGUUCUACUUUAAGACGAGGAGUUCCUGUUGCGCAUCACAUUUAUGGAGUUCCUGCAACUAUCAAUUGUGCCAAUUAUGUCUACUUUAUGGCUUUAAGUGAGUUGGCCAAAUUAAAUAACCCUAAAAUGUUCAAUAUCUAUACCGAGGAGUUAUUAAAUUUACAUCGUGGUCAAGGAAUGGAGUUGUAUUGGAGAGAUACAUCAACUUGUCCAUCCGAAAAAGAAUUCAUUGAAAUGGUCUCAGACAAAACCGGAGGAUUGUUGCGUCUUGCUGUUAAACUUAUGCAAGAAGCUAGUUCUUCAAAUGAAGAUUAUAUUGAAUUAGUUAACCUCGUUGGAAUUCAUUUUCAAGUCCGCGACGAUUAUAUGAACAUGCAAUCUCAAAAGUAUGCUGAUAAUAAAGGAUUUUGUGAAGAUUUGACUGAAGGAAAAUUCUCUUUUCCAAUUAUACAUUCAAUUCACGCCUCUGAGAAUUCUAAUCGUCAAUUAAUCUAUAUUUUGAAACAACAUACGACGUCAAUUGAUUUAAAGCAUUUUGCGGUAAAAAUCAUGCAAGAUACAGGUUCAUUUGAGUAUACAAAAAAUUAUUUAUCUAAAACCGAAGAAAAAGCGAGAAGUGAAUUAAAGAGAUUAGGUGGUAAUCCUAUUUUGGAAAGAAUUAUGGAUUCAUUACAU
Funneliformis mosseae is the source of this 1047-nucleotide messenger RNA. The record is from the annotation of a GenBank genome assembly. NCBI's taxonomy places the organism in Eukaryota, Fungi, Glomeromycota, Glomeromycetes, Glomerales, Glomeraceae.